AUGGAACAUGUUGAAGAUGUAGAGGAUGUAGAAGAUGUAGAAGAUGUAGAAGAUGUAGAAGAUGUAGAAGAUGUAGAAGAUGUAGAAGAUGUAGAAGAUGUAGAAGAUGUAGAAGAUGUAGAAGAUGUAGAAGAUGUAGAAGAUGUAGAAGAGGUAGAAGAUGUAGAAGAUGUAGAAGAUGUAGAAGAUGUAGAAGAUGCCCCAACAGGUAGUCUCGACUUUACCAAAACGCCGCGAUUCCUCGCACGCACCGCACCCAUGGAGUUCUACGCGGAAAAUUUCGGCUGCUCCGGCUCCCUCGACGACUGGAGUUCCUCCGGCUCGAGCUCGAGCUGCGACGGGAGCCCGAAGCCCGGCCGGAUGAGGGCCGAGGCGACGCCGGCGGUGCUGAAGAAGAGGCGAUUGGCGGCGAACGCCAGGGAGCGCAGGAGGAUGCAGCACCUGAACCGGGCGUUCGACAGGUUGAGGAGCUUCCUGCCGCAACUCGGCCAGGACAGGCAGCUUUCGAAGUACGAGACGCUUCAAAUGGCGCAGAAUUACAUCGGCGCUCUGUACGAUUUGAUCGAUAAGGAGAAUCGAUGCGUAAAUGAUUUAUUUUAG
Molecule: messenger RNA, 600 nt
Organism: Phyllotreta striolata
Lineage: Eukaryota; Metazoa; Arthropoda; Insecta; Coleoptera; Chrysomelidae
Source: the annotation of a GenBank genome assembly